UUGUACGAAAGCGAAUAGUCGUAUGGUUCAUUAUUUAUUGUGAAUACGCGAAGAAACUGAGGGACUCCUAGAUUUUCUUUUGUGUUUUUCAAGUGAUUAGCAGGAUUGUGUUAUUUGUGAAAUAUAAAGUUAUAGUGCAUUAACGUGAGGAAAAUCGAUGAGAUUGUGUGUACAGUGUUGCGAACAAUAUGUGCAGUGUUGAUUACGAAUGACAUCUGCUAGAAGAAAAACGGAAUUGCAGUAGUUAGAGGACGUGGAUUACGCAUCGUACAGGAUGAAUGGGACCGAGACCAUCACGGUAUCGGCUCAGCCUAUGGCGAAAACGCACAGUCUGCUAGAGCCUCUGCAACAGCCGAUGUUCCUGCAGACACAGACUGCUCAGAUAAUCGCCGGGAUAUUUGUAUGGACUGCGCUGUUUAUCACUUGCCAACAGAUCUACCAGCACCUGCGCUGGUACACAAACCCCUCAGAGCAACGAUGGAUCGUACGCAUCCUGUUCAUCGUUCCCAUCUACGGCUGUUACAGCUGGAUCUCUCUGUUGUUCUUCAACGGAGACUCUUACUACGUGUACUUCUUCACAGUCAGGGACUGCUAUGAAGCGUUCGUGAUCUACAGCUUCCUGUCCCUGUGUUACGAGUACCUAGGAGGCGAGGGAAACAUCAUGUCCGAGUUACGAGGCAGGCCCGUGCGUGCCUCGUGCGUCAACGGCACAUGCUGCCUCGCCGGCGCUACCUACACCAUCGGAUUCCUGCGGUUCUGCAAGCAGGCCACACUACAGUUCUGUCUCGUCAAGCCUGUCUGCGCUUUUAUUAUUAUAUUCUUACAGUCGGCAGGCCACUACCACGACGGUGAUUGGAGCCCCAACGGCGGCUACCUGUACAUCACGAUCGUGUAUAACUUCUCCGUCAGCUUGGCUCUCUACGGCCUCUUCCUCUUCCUCGGAGCCACCCGCGAGAUGCUCAAGCCGUUCGACCCGGUGCUCAAGUUCUUCACCGUCAAGUCUGUUAUCUUCCUCUCGUUCUGGCAAGGCGUCGCCCUAGCCAUCCUAGAGAAGGCGCAAGUGAUAAUGCCGAUAGUGGACGCUAACAACGUGCCCACGACCGCCGGUACCGUCUCGGCGGGCUACCAGAACUUCCUGAUCUGCAUCGAGAUGUUGGCCGCCGCCAUCGCGCUGCGCUACGCGUUCCCGGCCGCCGUAUACGCGCACGCGCACCGCGACCCUCACCGCUCCGUCACUAUGCAGUCCAUCUCUAGCAGCUUGAAGGAGACCAUGAACCCCAAGGACAUAAUGACGGACGCGUUCCACAACUUCCACCCGCAGUACCAGCAGUACACGCAAUACAGCUCCGAUGUCACUUCUCACCUGCCUUAUGAGAAACUAUAAGCUCUGCCAUAGCUGUGCUGUGCAUGAAAAGCAUUGCUGUAUUUGUGUCUGUACCAUACAUACAUACAUACGAGUAACAUCCGAGCAUGGAAACACCACUAACAUGGCUCAAAACAUCAGUAUAACUACGAGUUUUACCCAUUUACUUUGCGUCUCGCUUGUGCUGGCAUGUUAGCGCAGGCGAGAUGCAAGUAAGUUAUACCGACGUUAGCGAAUAUGUCAACACGAAGGGCCUAAAUAUACAGGGCGAUUCACAAGAGUUGGCACGAGUGGAAUGAAUGAGUGAAUGAAAGUAUGCAUGUGUGUGACAGAUUAACCAAUAAAAUGGUAGCUCUUGACAGUGUAUAUCGAUACAGGUGACACUCAUACAAUCAAAGUUUUGUUCAUUGCAUUCGUGCCAAUUCUCAUGAAUCGACCUGUACUAUAGGAUCAACGAUUAUUAGAAAUGCGAGAUUGAAAUAUUGUGUUCUGAUAGCUAAGAUUGGUACCAACGCUGACACUUAAAAUUAAACAUAUCUGUAAAGAUAUAGUGCGAAAAGAUUUGCCUUCGUAUUGUUACGGAAACGUACUAACGUGUCAUGCUAUUUCAGCCAGUCUCAGUACAAGAUGUACUGACAUUGACUGAACUAGCAUGACAAAUACGAAAGUUGCCCCAAAAAAUACGAAGAAAAUACAAUGACAAAUUUAAAAAAGUUACGUUAGUAAUGAAAUGAAAAUCAAUGUGAAAUGAGAUUUGAAGCGGUUUUUCGGUGCUCGGCUAUUCGACGUUAUGUUAAUAUAUCUGUUAAGAUGUUUUUUAUUUUAUUUUUGUAAUGUAUGAGGUUUUUGACUAGUCCGACGAAGCUCCUGAUAACUAACUUGUUUAAAGUGACUUAAUGAAUAAUCAGUAUGAAAGUUAUUUCUAGUAGUGAUGAGGCAGACUGCUGGGUCAUAUUCUUUACAUGAAAAUAUGUUAUAAUUAAUUUUAUUCAUCAUAGAGAUUUCUAUACUUUCAUCAUACAAAAUCGGACUAAUCAUUGCCAUAAUGUAGUUUUCGUACUUACUGCCUAUGACGCCUAUUGAAACGGAGUGUUGUAAGCAUUUCUUAGUAUUUUAAUGUUUAAUUUUCUGUGAUUUUUAUUUCUUUUGUAUAUUUUUUUUUGUUAUUCCGUAGUUAGCGGAUAAAAUCCAAUAGAAGAAGCUAGGCUUGAUAACGAAGUAACUUUUCGGAUUAAAUUUCUUUUUAGGCUAAUUAGUAUAUGAGAUUGUUUUAUUAUAUCUGCAUGACGACUAUUUGUUGUGAGUUACUACACAGGGUCGAUAGUUUGGGAACCCAUGCCUUUGUUAAUUUCCCAGAGAGACCAAAGGACGGUAUGUGAAUACAAUCCACCGUUUUCUGACUUCAGAACAGCUGUGAAUAUGCUUUCUAAUCAUAUACGGUUUUAAUUUUUAACUUUUCAUGAAUAUAAUAUAAUACCAAUCAGCGUCUUGUAUUGAAAUAGGAGCAUAAUAUUAUUUGAAGCGCUAACAUUCAAUCGGUAACAGACCCACUGGCUAACAUUUGACUUAAGGUCAAUACGGAUAAGUGUGUCAUAAGGGGAAAUGUGUCUAGCCCCGUAGCCAAAUGACAUUUGACGCGAAACGAAAACGAAACUCCUCGAAAGGUAGUCUGGCUCUGUCGCGCCAAUACGCAAGAGCGAUAGAUAUGUACGAGCGUUUCGUGAACGUUUGGGCAUUCGGCUACGCACGCUGGUCUUCGCAUUUGUUCUUUUUACUCAUUGUCGCAGAUGUUUUCGAGAGUUUAUACUUUUGCUACUUGCUAGUUUUGCUACUCAUUAGGCACUGGUCUCACCGCGAGCUAGUAAACUAUGAGCUAUCGGCUAUAAAAACGAACAAAAGAUAAUCACUAUCGCGUAAAUAAAAGAG
This is a messenger RNA of Leguminivora glycinivorella, 3289 nucleotides long. It is a transcript of the gene Tmep, whose product is annotated as transmembrane protein 184B. The record is from RefSeq and is a predicted model, not a curated record. NCBI's taxonomy places the organism in Eukaryota, Metazoa, Arthropoda, Insecta, Lepidoptera, Tortricidae. Gene Ontology annotation, molecular function: transporter activity. Bases 275 to 1384 code for a protein of 369 amino acids. The transcript has 8 exons. Gene Ontology annotation, biological process: transport.